Molecule: messenger RNA, 2739 nt
Organism: Erigeron canadensis
Lineage: Eukaryota; Viridiplantae; Streptophyta; Magnoliopsida; Asterales; Asteraceae
Exons: 4
Coding region: 1-2739 (912 amino acids)
Molecular function (GO): zinc ion binding
Source: RefSeq, a predicted model, not a curated record
AUGGCAUCCUUUACAAGAAAAGGUUUCUCGUUUGACAUUCAUCAUUCCGGUAUGUUUCUGAAACACCCUUUAUCAUAUGUAGGUGGUAAGGUCGACACAAUCGAUAAUUUUUGUAUAAAAGGAAAUCUCACUAUGAAAUUUUUGAAUGAGGCUUUCCUAAAAAUAACAAAAACCACAAAAUGUACUAGUAUCUAUUAUUGUGUUCUUGGUAAAGACCUUAGUAAUGGAGGACUUAGGAUCAUCAAUGGUGAUGUGGAUUUGAAGAUAUUUCUUCAUCAUAUGUCGAAUACUAAUAGAAGAGUAUCUGUUUUUUUAAGUCAAUUUGUGGAUGACUUGAGUAAUUUCAUUAGAGUGGAUAUUAAUUUGAUUGAACAAUUUGGGAUUAAUAUUGAAGAAAAUGUAGUUGAAGAAAAUUUGGGGGACAAUAUUCAAGAUAACAUUGAAGUAAAUGUUGUUGAGGAAGAAAAUGGUGGAGAAGGAAACAUGGAAAAUGUUGAAGAGUCAAGUGAGGAAGGAGAUGAUUCUGGGCAUGAUUAUUCAACAGAUGAUGAUGAUGAUGAUGAUGAUGAUACUGCAUCUUUAGAUCAUAUCUCAGAUGUGGAAGAAGUGAUUGAGACUAGGCAGAAGAGACUAAAUAAAGAGGCCAAAAUUGAGGCAAGGAUGCUAAAUAAUGAGGAAACAAACAAUGCAAACUUAGAGAAUGAUGAAGGGAUUGAAGAUGAUACAGAGAAAGGUCCUAGGCAUAAUCCUAAAGUUCAUUGGAAGGUGAUGAAACCAGUGUUGUUGGAAAGAUAUGAAAGCCCAAAGCAACUCAAACAGUGUUUGACUAACUAUGCUUUGGCAAAUGGAUAUCAUAUCUUAAUGAGCAUAGUGACCAUAAGAAUAUUAGCUGUUUGUGGGAAGAAGGAUGAGGCAACUGGUAAAAGAUUCUGCCCAUUUAGGUUAUGGGCUACUUGGAUGAAAGGAGAGUGCUCAUUUCAGAUAAAGACACUUAUUGAUGAGCAUAGAUGUUAUAGAAAUUUUGAGGCUUGUUCUGCAGUGAAUUACAGAUUUGUUGCAGACAAGUUUGCAAACAGAAUUAGGCAAAAUCCCAAUAUUAAAUUGAAAGAGAUUCAAGAAGCAUUCAUGAAGAAGUUUAAGUGUAGUAUUUCAGCAAAUCAAGCUAUCAGGGCUAGAUUACAUGCAAAGUAUGAGUAUGAAGAGUCAGUGAAGAAGCAUUAUGAGAAACUAAGGGACUAUGGAGCAGAAAUGAUCAAAAGAAAUCCAGGGAGUACAGUUAAGUUGAAUGUUUCAAGAAAUCCAGAUGGUAAAAUAUAUUUUCAGGGUUUUUAUGUGUGUUUUAAGGGGUUGCAAGAUGGUUGGAAGGCUGGGUGUAGGAGAAUCAUACAUUUAGAUGGUUGUUUUCUAAAAACUGUUUGCAAAGGUGAAUUAUUGUCAGCAGUGGGUAGGGAUGCCAAUAACCAUAUUUUCCCAAUUGCAUGGGCUGUUGUUACUGUGGAGAACAAAGAGAACUGGGCAUGGUUCAUUGACUUGCUUAAAGAUGAUCUUGACUUGGGCAGUGGCAAUGGUAUAGCAUUGAUGUCAGAUCAACAUAAGGGUCUUAUUGAAUCUGUGAAAGAUAUAUUACCCAAUGCAGAGCACAGACAAUGUGCUAGGCAUAUUUAUGCCAACUUUAGGAAGAAAUUUAAUGGGGUUUUGUAUAGGAAUCUAUUUUGGAGAAUUUGCAAGUCUAGUCAUCCUACUUUAUUUGAUGAAAACAUGAAACAGUUGAAAGAGGCACACAUUGAUGCUUACAAUUAUUUGAUGAAAAGAGAACCAAAAACAUGGUGUAGGGCCUUUUUUAGAAGUGGAAUAGCAUGUGAAGCUGUAGAAAAUGGGAUUAGUGAGUGUUUUAACUCAUUGAUUGUUGAAAUAAGGAAACUGCAGGCUACAUGGAAUGAUGACAUCUGUCCAGCCAUAAGGAAAAGAUUGGAACUAGCAAAGGAUGAACAGAUCAAUUGGAAGGUGGUCCCAGGUGGAGGUGCUCAGUUUGAGAUAAUUAAAGGAUGUGAAAGCUACAUAGUUGAUGAAAAGAAACAAGAAUGCACAUGUAGAAUGUGGCAAUUGUCUGGUAUUCCUUGUCCGCAUUCUGUUGCUAUGUUGUUUUACAUUAGAAAGGCACCAGAAAAUUAUGUGUCUAGCUGGUACAAAAUUAGGACUUUUCAAAGUACAUAUUCUUAUUGCAUUAAUCCAAUGAGUGGCAUAAGAGAUUGGCCAAAGGUUGAUCGACCUCACCCUUUACCACCAAUGGAAAGAAGGAUGCCUAGUAGGCCUAAGAUCACUAGAAGGAAAGAUGCAAUUGAGAAUGCUGAUAAAGGUAACAGGGCCAGUGGUAAGCCAAGGAGGACUGGAUUGGUGAUGACAUGCUCAAACUGUCUUGAGGAUGGUCACAACAUUAGAUCUUGCCAAAAUGCAACAAAGGUGCCACCACCUAAGGAGUUUAAAAAGGCUGGAAGGGCAAGAGUAAGUGAGUUCAAUGAAGGUGCAGGAAGAGGUAUUGGAAGGGGUUCUGGCAGUGGUGGAAGGGGUAAUGGAAGGGGUUCUGGCAGUGGUGGAAGGGGUAUUGGUAGAGGUGCAGGAAGAGGUACUGGUAGAGGUGCAGGACACAAAAUUCCCAAGGGAAUUGGAGUUACAUUUGACCCUGAAACUGGUGAAACAGUCAUAGGGGUAAGUUACAUUCUAUUUUAUUUUGUAUGUUAG